Oncorhynchus kisutch (coho salmon) is the source of this 5331-nucleotide messenger RNA. It is a transcript of the gene garnl3, whose product is annotated as GTPase activating Rap/RanGAP domain like 3. Gene Ontology annotation, molecular function: GTPase activator activity. Gene Ontology annotation, biological process: regulation of small GTPase mediated signal transduction. The transcript is spliced from 31 exons. The record is from RefSeq and is a predicted model, not a curated record. NCBI's taxonomy places the organism in Eukaryota, Metazoa, Chordata, Actinopteri, Salmoniformes, Salmonidae. Bases 244 to 3324 code for a protein of 1026 amino acids.
GAGGAGGAGCAAACCACUAGCCAUGCUGCACUCAAGCUUUUGGUCCCGUCUUUGUUAGCUGAGGGAAGUCUGCGCCUCACUUUCCCUUUACCAGCGGAGGCGAGUUGGGUAGUCUAUUCUCUCUUUUUUGGGGGUGAGCCUUUCUUCCGCCUCUUUCCUCGCUCCUGUCGCCGUCCGACUAAGUGGAAGGAAGAAGCAUAUCUGUUUUUACGGAGUAAAUACCUGCCUGCUCGUCCGGCACCCAUGAAUUCGGAUAUAAAUGUGUACCUCGGCCGGGACAAAACGGGCAUCAUGCGGAAGAGAGCGCUGCUCCUUCGGAAAGGGUGCAGUUUUGAGAUUAGUUCGAGCUCUGCCUCGGAGGACUUGGGCUGCAGGCGUGGAGACUUCAGCCGAAAACACUAUGGCUCCGUCGAGCUGCUGAUCUCUAGUGAUGCAGACGGAGCCAUACAGAGAGCGGGUCGUUUCCGAGUGGAGAAUGGCUCAUCAGAUGAGACGACGGACUACACCCCGGGAACCUGGAGAAGAACCGAUGUCCAUCUGGAGAACCCGGAGUACCACACCAGAUGGUUCUUCAAAUACUUCCUGGGCAAAGUCCACCAGAACUAUAUUGGUACGGAUGCAGAGAAGAAUCCCUUCUACCUGUCUGUGGUUCUGUCCGACCAGAACAACCAGCGGGUCCCUCAGUACAGAGCCAUCCUCUGGAGGAAGACAGGAACUCUGAAGAUCAGUCUGCCAUACAGCCCCACCAAAACACUAUCAGUCAAAUCCAUCUUAAGUGCGAUGAACCUGGACAGGUUUGAGAAAGGCCCGAGGGAGAUUCUCAACCCAGAGAUACAGAAGGACCUACUGGUGUUGGAGGAGCAAGAGGGUUCUGUCAACUUCAAAUUCGGUGUCCUGUAUGCCAAAGAUGGACAGCUCACAGACGACGAGAUGUUUAGCAACGAGACUGGGAGCCAGAGCUUCGAUAAGUUCCUUAACCUCCUGGGUGACACCAUCUCCCUGCAGGGCUGGGCAGGCUACCGUGGUGGGCUGGAUACCAAGAAUGACACUACAGGAAUGAACUCCAUCUACACAGUGUACCAGGGCCAUGAGCUGAUGUUCCAUGUCUCCACCAUGCUACCGUACUCCAAGGAGAACAAGCAGCAGGUAGAGAGGAAAAGACACAUUGGGAAUGACAUCGUCACCAUAGUGUUCCAAGAGGGAGAGGACGCGUCUCCGUCAUUUAAACCCUCCAUGAUCCGAUCCCAUUUCACACAUAUUUUUGCAUUAGUUAGAUACAACAGUCAGAACGACAGUUACAGGUUGAAGAUUUUCUCUGAGGAAAGUGUGCCACUGUUCGGACCUCCCCUCCCCUCACCACCUGUGUUUACAGACCACCAAGAAUUCAGGGACUUUUUGUUAGUCAAACUAAUCAAUGGAGAGAAGGCCACCCUGGAGACACCCACAUUUGCCCAGAAGCGUCAGCGGACCCUGGACAUGUUGAUCCGUUCCCUGUACCAAGACCUGAUCCCCGACCUCCACAAGAACAUGCUCAACAGACGCUCGUUUAGUGAUGUGCUGCCGGAGUCGCCCAAGUCUGCCCGCAAGAAGGAAGAGGCACGACAGGCCGAGUUUGUCAGGAUAGGACAGGCACUAAAGCUGAAGACCAUCGUCAGAGGAGACGCCCCAACCAGUCUGGUCACUACAGGCCUGUGUAGAAAAGAGCCGUGGGAGUCCCAGUCAUUCUGCAGUACGUUUCCCUAUGAGACAGUGUGUGCUGACUCCUGGGGUCAGUCUCUGCUGGUCGCCACGGAAGCAGCAGGGGUCAUGAUGAUAGAUGCUGUUGAUCCACUUCUUUCAAACCCAGAUGCCCAGGUCCUGCCCCCAGUGCAGGUGUUUGAUAAGACUAUGGUGGUGAAACAUAUACACGUUGUAGAGCCUCAGGACCUUCUUUUGUUGUGUUGUUUCCCAGGGAAGGAUGCGCGUCUCUAUGUGUUCAGACUGAGCAUGCUGAAGAGAGGCUUGGAGGAGAGGCAGCUGGUUCGCACCAAGUGUGACAGUCGAGAGAACAAACUGGAAAAGACCAAAGGGUGUCACCUAUACUCCAUCAACACUCACCAUGGGUCAGAGUUGAGGAUCGUGGCGGCCAUCAGGAAUAAGCUCCUCCUCAUCACCAGGAAACAGCCCCGCCUCGACGGCCUAGGCCCCCUCGCUGCUGCAACCCACUCGCCCGUGGACCAGUUCCAGUACAUACGGGAGAUCUGUCUGUGUGACCCUCCAGUAGUCAUGGCCCUAGUGGACGGUCCUACAGGAGAGAACGACAACAUGAUCUGUGUGGCCUACAAACACCAGUUUGACCUGAUCAACGAGAGCACUGGGGACGCAUACAGGCUACACCAUGUAGACGCCAACCGGGUCAACUUUGUGGCAGCCAUCGAUGUGUACGAGGAUGGGGAGGCUGGUCUUUUGUUGUGUUACAAUUAUAUCUGUUCCUAUAAGAAGGUGUGUCCGUUCAAUGGGUCCACCCCUAUGAUCCAGUCUAACGCCUCUGACUUACACUUCAGCUGGAACCAGAUGCCCAACGCCAUCGUGUGUGCGUUUCCCUACAUCUUGGCCUUUACCACUGACUCCAUUGAGAUCCGGCUGGUUGUCAACGGUAACCUGGUCUACACAGCUGUCGUGCCAGAGCUCCAGCUGACUGCCUCCAGGUCAGACAUCUACUUUGUGUCGUCCGCUCCGGUCAACUCUGCCUCCAACUGCAGCUCCCGGGACACCAGUUCCCAGAGUUCCCCACAGACGCCCACCGGCUACGAGAUGCCCGUGUUCCCAUUGCCGCUCGGAGACGGUGAGACACAGUGUAAGCAUAUCUUCAAGAUCCCACUGAGUAACCUAGUGGGCCGCAGCAUCGAGAGGCCCCUCAAGUCCCCACUGGUCAACAAGGUGGUGACGGGCCUAACAGCCCCCGCGGGGGCCCUCAUGCAGGGGUCCUCACACACCCUGUCUCUGUCCCGCAUGGAGAUCAAAGAAAUCGCCAGUCGCACCCGUAAGGAGCUUCUGGGCUUGACCGAGGAGCCGAGCAGUAAGACCGACAGCAGCACGGGCAAACAGAGGAAGAUGAGCAGGAAGACCACUGAGGAAGAGAUAAAGGCACGAACAUUGACCUCCACCAGCAGCGACAGAGUGGGCUCGGAGUCGGCCGACACGGACUCGGACAUCCAACGGCACUGCUCGUCCAGCUCGGAGGCGGAGCCAGAGAAAGUGGUGCUUAGAGAGGAGAGCCCGCCAUUGGCCAGCCCCUUCACCCUCCCCACCUCUUUCGAAGAAGACAUCCUGGACCUAAAGUGAAGACAAUCCCAUCAUGCACUUAUUUUCUGCCCUCCUCCUCCUUUCCUCCUCAUCCCCCUCUUCUCUGCUCCUCCUUUGCUCCUCAUCUCUCUUCUCUCCUCCUCCUUUCCUCCUCAUCCACCUCUUCUCUCCUCCUCCUUUCCUCAUCAUCUCCCUCUUCUCUGCUCCUCCUUUCCUCCUCAUCCACGUCUUCUCUCAUCCUUUCGGUCAUUUUAUUUGUAGUUUGUUGAUUUCUGUUUAGUUUUUAUCUCUGUGGUCUGGGUCUUCAUCCUCAAACGUGGUGUGUAGAAGAGGAAUCCGUGUGUGUGUUGCACCGCAGCGAGUAACCCAAAGAAAACGAGGAGGUCAUUUGAGGUGGUGUGGUUAGUUCAGAGGUCAUUAUACGGCGAAGGUUUCAUCAAUAAACCAAAACUGAAUGUAAAUCUACGCACAAGGCACGAAGAAGAAUCUGUGUUGGAACCGACGCCCCGGGGAAGUUCCUGUGGCUUACCAUUUGUUGCAUAUUAUAUGAUUAUUUCCUAUUCCACAUUCAACUGUAGUAUAAUAUAUGUAUGUAUACAUCUAUUUAUACAUUAAGAUGCAUACACACUGACAGACAUGUAUGCCUUUAUAGAUAUAUUAUAAUACACAUUUUAUUCACAUAUUUAGUAAAUGUAAGAUGUUUUAUGCUCUCCAUGUCUGUCAGUCUUGUUCUGUUUCCUUUCCAACUCACAGUAUGCAGGUAGACAGGGCUGGACUGGAGGCAGAGUCUCCCACAAGUGCCAAUUCGCCACAUCCUACACCAAAACCACAACUCCCAUCAGCCAUCUCUCCUCUGAUUGGCUGGUCUCUGACAGUAGCAGUCUUAGUCAUGUAUCCCUCUGUAGAUACCAUCUUACAGUGAGUCUGUGAGCUAGGUUCAAUCAUCAUAGAGUCACACACACACACCCCCCCUCUAGGGUUUCUAAAAGCACCUGCAUGCCAUGCCUUUGCUACUACUGUCCUGUUUCUGGCUAUCCCUGAGAAUCCCUCAGUCCAGGUACUCACAGAAUGAAAACGCAUAUAGUCUUUUAUACACAGACUACAACCUUCCCUGACAGUAAACUUACUGUGGCCUAAAAGUGGCCCACCAUUGUCAUAGCCAGCGGGCAGUUAGCUCAUCGGCUUUCUAGUGGGUUCGGCUGCAGUAUCUGACACAAUCCACCGGGCACUCACUGGCUGAAUCAACAUUGUUUCAACGUCAUUUCAAUGAAAUAACAUUGAACCAACAUUGAAUAGACGUUGAAUUGAUGUCUGUGCCCAGUGGACAUGGUCUGUCUGGUGUUAGGCCGCUAUUGUCUACUUGGGACCUCUAUCAGCUUGAUUCUCUUGUUAGUCGGGUUGGAGAAUAUAUCAAGUAGCCAACUACUUCCUUUUAGGAGUGAUGGCUUGAGGUAAUGUAGUCGGUCAUAGGAAUAGGGUGGCUUUUAGGACAUAGACAUAGUGGAUGAGAGUCCAUUUAGAUGGUAGAUUGGUUAGGGUUAGAUGGUAGAUGGGUUAGGUUUAGAUGAUAGGAGGGUUAGAUGGUAGAUGGGUUAGGGUUAGGUGAUAGGAGGGUUAGAUGGUAGAUGGGUUAGGUGGUAGGAGGGUUAGGGUUAGAUGGUAGGAGGGUUAGAUGGUAGCUGGGUUAGGGUUAGAUGAUACGAUGGUUAGAUGAUAGAUGGGUUAGGUGGUAGGAGGGUUAGGGUUAGAUGGUAGGAGGGUUAGAUGGUAGAUGGGUUAGGGUUAGAUGAUAGAUGGGUUAGGUGGUAGGAGGGUUAGGGUUAGAUGGGUUAGGGUUAGAUGAGAGAUGGGUUUUGGUUAGAUGGUAGGAGGGUUAGAUGGUAGAUGGGUUAUGGUUAGAUGGUAGGAGGGUUAGAUGGUAGAUGGGUUAGAUGGUAGGAGGGUUCGGGUUAGAUGGUAGGAGGGUUAGGGUUAGAUGAGAGAUGGGUUUUGGUUAGAUGGUAGGAGGGUUAGAUGGUAGAUGGGUUAGAUGGUAGGAGGGUUAGA